Messenger RNA from Bombus terrestris (buff-tailed bumblebee), 2628 nucleotides. RefSeq lists its product as uncharacterized. Bases 76 to 1101 code for a protein of 341 amino acids. The record is from RefSeq and is a predicted model, not a curated record. Lineage: Eukaryota; Metazoa; Arthropoda; Insecta; Hymenoptera; Apidae. The transcript has 11 exons.
AUGUCUUCGAGGUCUUUUUAGAAGUCCGUAGUAAGUGCGUUAGGUAGCCAGUUGUGCGACUCAGUUGAAAGAAAGAUGCUGUGCUGCAAGGUUGUUUUAGUGUUCGUAGUUAGUCUAAUUGCAUUGAUCACCGGAAUGCCUCAAGAUAGCGAAAAUGGCGCCCAGAGUUCAUUCUCGCUUCCAUUCGUUCAACUUACAAAUGGUGGAAUCCGAUUCAAUUUGGGCGGCUACCAUGCCCAAGCUGGACUGGGCGGUUUACUAGGCGGAAGCAAUGGACUUCACGCUAGCGUUGGAACACCCUGGGGUGGUCAUGCGUCCGCUGGUUUGGGUGGCGCAAUCGAUGGCAACAAUGCAAAUCUUGGAGGGGGUCUGUUCGCGAGGGCAGGCCUUGGAAACGGAAGACACGAAGCUGCAGCGGGAUUAGGCGGCUUGAUAAAUGGAAGUGGAAGAUCGGGUCCUGGACUCAGAGGAGAAAUAUUUGCCAACACGGGAGCUCAUGCGGUUGGAACAUCACCAGCGUUUCCUAACAGAGGACCAAGCGACAGACGAGAUGAUGGAAAUAAUAAACCAGGUGAAGAUGAAGGCGAUAGGGGCCAACCAACCAGAGGACAUUCGAAUAUUCAAAUAAUCUCUCGUUCUGGAAAUAAGAAAGAAAAAGUAUUGGAGACAGUGGCUGUGCCGGCGGAAUCUCCAGAGGCUUUUAAGCAAAUUGACUCCUCGUCGAAAAAAGAGAUACAAGAAGCACUAAACCUUAAACCGCUAUCUAUCGCCGAGGUUAAUCCUGUUUUGUCCAGCGAGACGAAUGAUAUACGCGUUGUUCGACUAACAAAAGUCCUUCCACGUCACCGUAGAAGAAAGUUAUGGGAAUCGAAGAGACAGGUUAAUCAAGAACAUUCAGUCCUGAUAGAGCCGCAGGGUAAUGCCGAUUCAAACGUUCAAAACAUCCAGAAGCGUCAAGCGAUUUAUUAUUCCGACCCUACACCUACGCGAAAAGUAGCGGUAAUGAGGACCAAAAGUCCAGGUUUUUACGAUGACGUAUUUCAGAUACCGAUAUCAACGCUGAACGCUGUUAAUCAACUGUUGAAUAAUAAUGCCGGCUAAGCAAUGUCGUCAUGUCGCGUCAAUUUCCUAAUCUCCAUACAUACUUUUACAUUGUAAGACUUAGUGGUAGUGGAAAGAGCUAUUCAUUAAAAAAAGAUAUAGAUACGUUGUGUUUAAUUCGUCAGAAUUUUCUUAAUAAAUUAUUCUAAACUGAACUCUUCUUCACUGUUUAUUCCCAUCACCCCAGAUCUACACUGCAUUAAUAAAUCAAUCGAAAAUAAUCUACUUUAUUCUGUAAACAUGAAACCUAUUAUAGUAUCGUGAAAUAAUCGUGUAAAACUCGAUGAACUUAAUAAGACAAAGAGUACGAACUGCAGUGGAGGUAAUAAAAGUAGAAGUGCUGAAGGGAUGAGAAAUCCCCAUGGGUCAUCGGGCCCAUCGACGUGCCCGUGGCCCUUUUGGAAAAUCGAGUACUUGGAAAGGCGAACGUGACCAUAUUUUGGAAAUGGUUUUAGUUAAAUAAUUAUAAUUUUCUGCUCUAUCAUUUGUAAGUAAAUAUACGAAAUAAAAUUCCUAUAUCGCUAAAUUGUUGCUUCUUUCCUAAACGUGUUCCCAAGUGAAGAGUUUCCAAUCGCGAAAAUUGCCGUUAUCUUACUUUUAGGCGCUCAUAUUCGAUAAAAAUCGCAAUUAUGUUAUGUAAAAGGCAAAAUAUGCGUGUGUUCAGAAAUUUCAUGGAACAUACAAAUAGUGGCAGUAAUGAUGUUUGACAAAGCCAAGGUCGAGUUUUUGGAUAUCAAUGCUAAUUUCCGUACAAUGACAGCUGUUAUGAGGUAUUUACUGUUAAUGAUUAAACAGUGUGAUAUCGACCGGCUGAUAACUAUUAUAUAAAUAUGAACGAGUCAACCAAAAAAGCGAGUACUUUCAAAGAGCCGCUUUCUGUAUUUUCGUCGCAAAGUCAUACGAAAGAACACAGCUCGUCAAUAUGAGAGUUGUACUGUCUUUAUUCCUCUCUUGCAUCCUGCUUGGAUUCUUGGCCGGAGUAGGCAAUAGUCAGCUGACUGGACAGGGCAUCCUUUCUCCUGUACAAGGAGUCCUUGGUAACACACUAUCCGGAGCCCCGACCCUCAACGAUGCCCUCACUAGUAUCCUUGGACCUCUUUUGACUGGUAACUCCAGCACCGUAGGAGACAGUGGCCUCGCCGGAAGCCUGACUAACCUCUUGAACAGCCUUGAAAGGGUGUCACUCGGUUCACUACUUCAAGGUAUUUUGAAUGGAGAUCUUUCAGGACUGGAAGAACUACUUGGACCUGUAAUACAACUCUUACAAAGCAUACCUAUAGUUGGCCCACUCAUAGUGCUCCUAUCACAAGUAUUGCGCAUUCCACUAACUCUUGUCGCAAGUAUAGUCGCUUUAUUACUCGAGCUCUUGAUAAUUCUCUUGAACGUAACGAGAGGUACGAGUGGUUAAUAAGUGUCUUACACAUUAGCAUUCGUAUAAUUUAAUUUGGAUAUGCAUAUUCAUAUAUUAUACAUGUUACAAUAAAAUGUGCAUUUUGAAAAAUAAAAUUCUAUCUCAAAAGUGAAAAA